AUGGGCAAUAUCCUGGGUGGUGGAGUUGCCAUUCUGGACGAGGCUCCCGUGUCCAAGGAUCCCGACUGCUACUGCCCUUAUGACGGAACCGGUCCAUGGUUCACCUGCAAGCCCGAAGAAGAACAGAAGCCACGCUUGGCCAAGAAGGGGAUCGCAAGCCGAGAGGGCUGCCCACCAGAGACUUUCGCUGCCUUACUGAAGAAAGCAGCCGAGCUGAAAGGGGACAAGCCAGCGAUGAAGGUCGAGCGACCCGUUCCCGCGCCAAACCAGGAUGGCACAGUUCCACCUGCACUGGAAGACGAGAAAUGGAUGACGUGGACAUGGAAAGACUACUACGAGGAUGCACGCAAAGCAGGUAAGGGAUUCAUCAAGCUCGGCUUGCAGAAGUUCGAGUCCGUGAGUGUUUGGGGCUUCAACGCACCUGAAUGGAUGCUCUCUCUGCAGGGGGCGACCAUGGCCGGUGGCAAGCUCGCGGGCCUUUAUCCGACGGACACGCCGGAGACAGCCGGCUACAAGGUCGCCCACAGUGGGGCCGCAGUAGUGGUCGUGGAGGACAGGAGCAAGCUUGACAGGCUCGUCGAGGCGCUGAACAAACGCAAGGAUCCCAAGCCUUUGCGUGUCAAGGCAUUUGUUGCCUACGGGUUUACGCCCGCGGAUGACGAAAAGGUGGAGGUCCAGGGAGACAAGAAGCCUGUCAUGAGCUGGGCAGCCCUCAUGGCCAUGGGUGGCAAGGAAAGCGAUGCGGAACUUGAUGCACGAAUAGCUGGAGUGUCGCCUCUGGGGUGUGCUGCCCUUGUGUACACAUCUGGCACCACCGGAGAGCCAAAGGCCGUGAUGCUUUCGCACGAUGCCAUCAUCUUCACGAGCAGCGGAGUUUUCGAGGCGAGCGUCGGACCUACCCACAACUUCGCCGUCCUUCCAGAGCAGGAGCGAUUUCUGUCGUAUCUGCCUUUGUCGCAUGUGGCUGGACUGAUGGUGGACAUGUGCUGCCCCAUGUCGCUGACUGCCAAGUUGCCAUGCUGGUGCACAGCUUAUUUUGCUCGACCAUACGAUCUCAAGAUGGGUGCCAUCAAGGACCGCCUUUGCGCGGCAAGGCCCACAGCCUUCCUGGGCGUCCCAUUAGUUUGGGAGAAGAUCGCAGACAAGCUGCGUGCCAUUGGCGCUGCAAACUCAGGUUUGAAGCAGUCCAUUGCAAGCUGGGCGAAGGACCUGGGCCUCACGCAAGCCAAGAGCUCUCUCUUGGGAGGCGAUGGUUACACUCCGGUUGGCUUCACCUUGGCAGAGACCUUGAUUCUGAGCAAAGUGAAGGGCGCCUUGGGAAUGGACCAGCUCAAGUACGCGGCUACAGGAGCUGCUCCCAUCCGCGUGGACACCUUGGAAUACUUCGGAUCCCUGGGCUCUUUGGCUGAAGCUGUGGCCUUGCCAAUUCCGGUCCAGUCUGGCGUGGGAGCUGUGCUGCAUUAA
Messenger RNA from Symbiodinium sp. CCMP2592, 1464 nucleotides. The record is from the annotation of a GenBank genome assembly. Lineage: Eukaryota; Dinophyceae; Suessiales; Symbiodiniaceae.